UUCAAGAUCAGUCUGGACAAAACUACCAUCCUUUUAUCUUCUAAAGAAGCUUUUUCUUCAUCAGAUCCAGCAAACGGAGAAAUCAAAAGUUAAGUUUCCUGGAGCCAAGAAGCCAAUGGAAGAAGAAAAGCCAUGGGUGCUGAUCUCUGAGGUUGGGGGGGACCAUGGGUAUCUAGAAGAACUGGCUGAUAUUGUGAAGCAACACUUCCGGAUCAUCUGCCACAAGGAACUAUUGGAGAACCCAGAGCUUCAUGGUCCUAAAAUCCAGGCCCUGUUGAACUGGAAGUACUGCCCUGUGGUGGAACCCACACUGCUCAGGCUGCUUCCUGCCCUCAAGGUGGUAGCCAGUGGUGGGGUGGGCGUCGACCAUCUGGACGUGCCUUUCAUCAAUAGCCUCGGCGUGAAGGUGACGAACACUCCGCGAGUGGUUAGCGACUCCACGGCAGAUUUAGCCAUGGGGCUGCUUUUGGCUUCAGCUCGCAGGAUUUUGGAGGGUCAUCAGGUUGCGAUCGACCCAAAAACGGUUCAUAUUCCUCAAAGGUUGAUGGGAGUGCAGGUGACAAAUGCCACCAUUGGGAUCAUUGGAAUGGGUGAGAUUGGGUACAAGAUCGCCCAAAGAGCCAAAGGUUUUGACAUGAAGAUUGUGUACCACAACAGGAGGAGAAGGAGUGCAGAGGACGAGCGGGCGGUGGGAGCGACGUUCUGCCAGAGUCUAGACGAGCUGCUCGGUACCUCCGACUUUGUGAUGAUCGCGGUUAAAUUCACCCCUGAAACGAGAGGCCUGAUUGGACACAGAGAGCUAUCAAUCAUGAAGCCCACAGCGACUCUGAUUAACAUCAGCAGAGGCCAGGUUGUGGACCAGGACGCUUUGGUUGAAGCUCUUCAGUCGGGAAGCAUUCAAGCCGCGGCGUUAGACGUGACUCACCCUGAACCUUUACCCAGGGAUCAUCCUCUUCUGGGUCUCCACAACGUCCUCAUAACCCCCCACAUCGGGAUCAACACCUUCACUACAGCGAGGCAGAUGGUGGAGAAGAUGGUGAGGAACGCCGUGGCUGCUGUGGAGGGCUCACCUGUUCCAGAUGAAGUCAAGCUGCAGUGAAAACCACACAUCAGAGGCAUCCUAAAACUUAAGCUCAGGCUGAAUAACACACUCAGCAUAAAAAGCACGUUCUCAUCUUUGACAGAAAAUCUCAGAGAUCUUUGUUUGUUUGUUGUUUUAAUCUG
Messenger RNA from Oryzias melastigma (Indian medaka), 1224 nucleotides. RefSeq lists its product as uncharacterized. The coding region runs from base 116 to 1099 and encodes 327 amino acids. Gene Ontology annotation, cellular component: cytosol. The record is from RefSeq and is a predicted model, not a curated record. Gene Ontology annotation, molecular function: glyoxylate reductase (NADPH) activity; hydroxypyruvate reductase [NAD(P)H] activity; NAD binding. NCBI's taxonomy places the organism in Eukaryota, Metazoa, Chordata, Actinopteri, Beloniformes, Adrianichthyidae. The transcript is spliced from 6 exons.